Molecule: messenger RNA, 1912 nt
Organism: Helianthus annuus (common sunflower)
Lineage: Eukaryota; Viridiplantae; Streptophyta; Magnoliopsida; Asterales; Asteraceae
Product: U3 snoRNP-associated protein-like YAOH
Exons: 6
Coding region: 139-1485 (448 amino acids)
Cellular component (GO): small-subunit processome
Molecular function (GO): snoRNA binding; protein binding
Source: RefSeq, a predicted model, not a curated record
UUAUCCGAGGGUAAGAUAACAAGAUUUUGUAAUUAGGGGUAAAAGUAAACUAAGGGGGUAAAAUUGAAUUUCGGAUCAUAUACUUAUUCUCUCUCUCUCUAGAGUCCAGAGACGAACAAUAAACCCUAAUUCCAGUUCAUGAUGAUGAUGAAUCGUAAAAAUAAUAAGCUGCUAACUCUAAAGCGGCAGAAAAUUAAGCGAAGAAGUUUUGAAUUGGAGGAAAAGGAGACUGUGGCAGAGAAGCGGAAGAGACUUUGUGACGAAUUUCGGGAGAAUACGAGGGUUGCGUUGAGGCGGGAGGAGGAGGGUGAUGAAUUUGAUGAGGAUUCUCCGUUGGCACGAAGGCUUCAGGCACAGCAACUUGAAGAUAGUGGCCGUCGUUGCAGAUACAUUGCUUCAAGGGUUCAAAAUCCUAAAACAAGACAAGGAGGAGGAGGAGGAUUUGAACUUGUAGUGAAACACAGACAGUCUGUAACCGUAGCUGUUUUAUCAGAGGAUGAUUCUAUAGUAUUUUCAGCAUCGAAAGACGGUUCUAUUCGUCAGUCUCAUCUUGAUCAUGAUCAUGGGGGGAAAACAGAAGAAACAUGUUAUGCUCAACAAGGGCGAGCUCAUGUUUUGGCUCUUGCUGUAUCUUCUGAUGGAAGGUAUCUCGCCAGCGCUGGCUUUGAUCGAGAUAUUCAUUUAUGGGACACACGCACACGCCAGCAUAUUCAGGCUUUUUCGGGUCAUAAAGGGCCGAUUUCUUGCUUGACUUUCAGGCAAGGGACUUCAGAACUGUUUUCUGGUUCGUAUGAUAGGACGAUCAAAAUCUGGAAUGCAGAAGACAGAUCUUACGUAACCACAUUAUUUGGUCAUCAAAGUCAUGUUUUAUCUAUUGAUUGCUUAAGAAAAGAACGUCUGCUAACUGCCGCUCGUGAUCGGACCAUGCACUUAUGGAAGGUUCCUGAGGAGUCCCAGCUGGUCUUUCGUGCUCCGGCAUCAUCAUUAGAGUGCUGCUGUUUUAUUAAUAACGAUGAAAUUUUAUCGGGCUCAGAUGACGGUAGUAUUGAGCAUUGGAGUGUAUUGAGAAAGAAACCACUUCAUAUUAUUAAAAACGCACACUCUUUAUCAACUCCAAAUACACUCGAUGUUAAACAAAACCAUGAUUUAUCAAAUAAUUGUAAAGAGAGUUUGGAUCAUGUUCCUGAAACUGUAGGCCCGUCUGCUUGUUCAUGGGUUAGUUCUGUUGCGGUUUGUAGAGGCAGCGAUCUUGCAGCAUCAGGAGCUGGCAAUGGUGUUGUUCGUCUGUGGGAAAUUGAAAAAGACGCUAAAGGGGUUCAACCGCUUUUUGAGCUGCCAUUGGUUGGAUACGUAAAUUCUUUGGCAUUUGCGAAAUCUGGGAAGUUUUUGGUUGCUGGAGUUGGCAAGGAACACCGUUUAGGUCGAUGGGGGUCUCUUCCGGCUGCUCGAAACGGUGUUGCAGUGCACCCUUUGCAGCUCUCAUGAUCCAGCUUGGAGGUGUUUAUUUAAACUCUACUGAACAGCAUCUAGAAGUUCAAAAACCCCACUUUUUUUUUUUUUUUUUUUUUUUUUUUUUUUUUUUUUUGCAAACUGACAUCUACGAAGCAAACAGGAGAAUGUUGAAGAAGAACAAUAGAAGUAUCAAGGGUGUGGUCCACCUCUUCUCGUGCAGACGUGAGAUAAUCAAACACUCUUUUUAUUACACUCCGCACACAUUUGGUCCACCCCUUCUCGUGCAGACGUUUGCAGAUGUGGUCUGCAGGACCUUUUGCAUCUGAAAAAACAAACACCACCUAAGGUUUAUUUUUAUUCAUUUAUUAAAUCAACAAACAUGAGCAAUAACUUAUUGCGUUUGGUUAAAGAAUAUGAACAAGUUUCUCGUUCAGUCGUAUACGUUUUGUGAAAGUGUUAA